AUGGCUAAACCAAAAACAGAUGAUGCAUCUGAAGAAGCGAAAAAAAUUGUAGAUGAUGCCAAAAAUUUCAUUGAAAAAGCUAUUGGAGACAUUGGAAAAACAUCUGCAACGAAGCAACUUAUUUUAGGAACUGCAUCAGGAUGGAUAACUGGUUUUUUGACUAUGAAAAUCGGUAAAUUUGCUGCUGCCGGAAUAGGUGGAGGAGUUAUUUUACUGCAUAUUGCAAGCCAAAAAGGAUACAUCGACAUUAAUUGGGACAAAAUCAAUAAAAAAGUUGAUAAAAUCAGCGACAAAGUAGAAAAGGAAGCAACUGGAAAAUCUCCUGAUUGGAUUGAAAAAGUAGGAAGAUUUGUGGAUCGUAAAAUUGACAAGGCUGAAGACUUGAUAAAGAAAAAAGAAAAAAAGGCAAAGAGAUGGUUCAACAAUUUUACUGGAGAUGAUCAUUAUAAAGCAACUGAAACUCAUGUAUUCUUAGCAUCCUUUGUAGCUGGAAUGGCUGUUGGACUUAUUUGUGGAAAAUAA
This is a messenger RNA of Parnassius mnemosyne (clouded apollo), 522 nucleotides long. NCBI's taxonomy places the organism in Eukaryota, Metazoa, Arthropoda, Insecta, Lepidoptera, Papilionidae. The record is from the annotation of a GenBank genome assembly.